GAUGGAAUUCAUUAUUCAGCUUGCCAAGAGAGGUCACGGUUUUGGACCACUGCCAAGUCCCAAGCCAGCCCUCUUGGAUUUACUGACAUGUGCCGCUUGUGAGGAAUGUAGCUGAAGUCCGCUUGUGGAAGUCUCUUGGUAGGCAGCCAAGUUGACGGAGAGCAGACAGAAGCAUUCAAGCCGCAGAUCUACAGAGGCAAAACCCAGCUUGCCUUCUCCAAGCGGGGCGAACGGCUAUCUAAGCAAAAGGGACAAUCAUAUCUUUUUCUUCUUCUUCUCCCUUUUCCUUUUUUGUUGUUGUUGUUCUUGUGAUCUUCUAGGGUUUUAUUUUCCUUUCCAUAUACACACAGCCACAAAAACCUAUAUAUUCCUUCUACUCUUCUGAACAGAAGCAAUGAUUAAGUCAAGCUGGUUCUACGUCAGAUUCAAAUAUGCUGAAAAGCUCAAUCCAGGCCAAAACAGCUGCCGAGACAGUGACAGUGAAAGUGCAAGCGGAGAAUCUAAAGGAUUUCAUCGGAGCAGCUCGAGAGAGAGACUCAGUGACAGCUCCGCUCCUUCCAGCUUGGGAACAGGCUACUUUUGUGACAGCGACAGUGAUCAAGAAGAAAAGGGGAUUACUUAUGGCCUGCAAACUCCUAGACUGAAUCCUCUCUGUAAACAAGGAAAUGAAAACCUCAGACCGAGGCUUUUGCAGACCCUGGAGGCUUCUGAUGCCAGCUCAGAAAAGUUGUUCAACGCAGUCACAAACAAAGAUACAGACUUAGGAGUUGGUACGCUAACAGAAAAUGAAGAUCAAGAGGCCAGGUCUUUGGCACUCCCCAAAAUAUCAGGAUUAGAACGGAGCCAAGAGAAGAGUCAGGACAGUGGGAAAGAGCCAUCACUUGACCCUGUUGUGCCUCAGGAUCUUUGUCCUCAAGUUUCUCAGCCUUUGGUCACACCUCGUUUGGAGCCACCAACAGAAGCACGUUCUCCAAAGCCACCUGCUGUCCACCCUGCUCGCUCCUCCUAUUCGGAAGGCCCAGAGAAGCAACCAGCUUUGGAAGAGGCCCAGUUUCCCACAGUUCCUCCUUCCCAAAUACAACAUCCACCGAGACCUCCCUCUCCUGGGCAGCCGGCCCAUCCAAACAUACCACCUUCUCAGCUGCGUCCUCCCUCCCGUAGCCUUGCACAACAGCUGUCAGCUUAUAACAGCAGCAGUUUAAGCCUCAACAGUUUGAGCAGCAGCAGAAGCAGCACCCCAGCCAAAAGCCAGCCCCCUCCUCCUCCUCUGCCUCCUCCACCCAUAGCUCACCAUCCUUCAGCAUCCCCCUUCCCUCUCUCUUUACCCAAUCACAGCCCUCUCCAUAAUUUCACACCUGCCCUCCAGCCUUCUACCCACACCCACCACCCCAAUAUGUUUGCCCCUCCCACGGCAUUACCUCCUCCUCCUCCUCUGACAUCGGGGACCUUACAAGUUCCAGGUCAUCCUGCUGGCACUGCUUACUCAGAGCAAGAUCUUCUCCGCCAGGAGCUGAACACUCGGUUCCUGGCUUCCCAGAGCGCCGAUCGUGGCGCCUCGCUAGGCCCACCACCCUACUUGAGGACGGAGUUCCACCAGCACCAACACCAACACCAGCACACGCACCAACACACGCACCAGCACACCUUCACGCCUUUUCCUCACGCCCUCCCACCAACAGCCAUCAUGCCAACGCCAGCACCUCCCAUGGUGCGUAAUCCAGGCAGAAAUUUUGACAAAUAUCCUACAAAAGUAGAUCCUUUCUACCGUCACAGUUUAUUCCACUCCUUUCCUCCUGCUGUAUCUGGGAUCCCUCCCAUGAUACCUCCAACUGGUCCUUUUGGCUCGCUGCAAGGAGCGUUUCAACCCAAGACUUCAAAUCCUAUUGAUGUUGCAACAAGGCCUGGAGCUCUUCCCCAUACGCUCCUUCAGAAGGAUCCCAGGUUGACAGAUCCAUUCAGGCCCAUGUUGAGGAAACCAGGCAAAUGGUGUGCUAUGCAUGUUCAUAUUGCUUGGCAGAUCUACCACCAUCAACAGAAAGUCAAGAAACAGAUGCAGACAGAUCCUCAUAAAUUGGACUUUGGUUUGAAACCUGAAUUUCUGAGCAGACCUCCGGGUCCCAGUCUUUUUGGGGCCAUUCAUCAUCCUCAUGAUUUAGCCCGGCCAUCAACUCUUUUCUCUGCAACCAGUGCCCACCAUCCAGCCGGUCCUACUUUUGGCCCACCCUCGCACCACAGCAACUUUCUCAACCCAGCAGCCCAUUUAGAGACUUUUAAUCGGCCCGCGACGUUCACCAGCCUUGCAGCCAUGAGCAGCAAUGCCUUCGGGGGACUUGGCAACCAUGCCGUUACACCCAACGCUAUGUUUGGCCACAAGGAUUGCCCCAGCAUGCAAAGCUUUAGCAACCCCCACGAGCCUUGGAAUCGUCUGCAUCGAACGCCUCCUUCGUUUCCAACUCCACCGCCCUGGCUGAAGCCAGGUGAGCAGGAACGCAGCGCGUCCGCUGCAGCUCAUGAACGAGACAGAGAUGUAGAUAAAGGAGACGCUUCUCUUAGUAAAGAUGACAAAGAAAGGGAAACUAUUGAGAAAAGACACUCAAGCCACCCUUCAUCAGCGCCUAUCCAUUCUGUGAAUUCCCUUGGACACAACCGCAGCUCAGUUGAACAGAUCAGAAGUCACCUGAACUCAGAGGCUCGUGAAAAAGAGAAGCCCAAAGAGCGAGAGAGGGAUCAUCCAGAAUCACGGAAGGAUAUCAGUGUUGAUGAGCACAAGGCAAAAGACAAUUAUAUUUCAGACAAGGAAAGUCUGACCCAUGAUAACAGAUCGUUGGAAGAAUCUAAACAAGCAUCUCGGGUGCCUUCACCAUACACCAGGACACCUGUUGCAGAAAGCACCAGACCUAACAGCAACUCGAGUCGGGAUACUGAGAAGAAGAACGAACCUGCUUAUGAGAAUCUGAAAAAAUCGAGUGAGGUCAAAGUGAAAGAGGAGCGGAAGGAAGAUCAUGACGUUUCUCCUGAAACACCACAAACCCAUCGGCCAUCUGAGCGGCCACCAUCCAUGCCCGCGACCAGUGUCCAUCCAGGCCCUUUAGUGUCCAUGCCUAUGACAGUGGGUGUCACUGGCAUCCACCCCAUGAACACCAUCAGUGGUCUAGAUAGGACUCGCAUGAUGACCCCUUUUAUGGGCAUCAACCCAAUUCCAGGGGCCGAACGCUUCCCAUAUCCUUCAUUCCACUGGGACCCCAUGAGAGACCCCUUGAGGGACCCUUACAGAGACUUAGACAUCCAUCGGAGAGACCCUUUGGGCAGGGAGUUUCUCCUAAGGAAUGAUCCACUGCACCGCCUCUCCGCACCAAGGCUGUAUGACGCAGAGCGAUCUUUCAGGGACAGAGAGCCACAUGACUAUAAUAAUCAUCACCACCCCCUUUCGGUUGACCACCGUCGUGAGCACGAAAGGGGAGCCCACUUGGAUGAGAGAGAAAGGUUGCACAUGCUCAGAGAGGACUAUGAGCACGUUCGGCUUCACUCUGUGCAUCCCGUGGCCCUGGACGGUCACUUGGCUCACCCAAGUCUAAUUACUCCGGGACUUCCUAGUAUGCAUUACCCUCGCGUCAGUCCCCCUUCAGGACUUCAGAAUGGGCUUCUCAAUAAAACGCCUCCCACAGCAGCCCUGAGCGCGCCUCCCCCUCUCAUUUCCACCCUAGGACCUCGGCCUGGUUCCCCCCGAAGGACUACACCUUUGUCGUCAGAAAUGAGGGACAGGCCACCCUCUCACACUCUCAAAGACAUCGAAGCACGAUAAAUAAUGGCCCGAACACGUCCAAGAGAGAACAUUAGACAAACGGAUCUUCUUGCUCGAUAAACGUAGACUUUGGUUAUGACCCAACUGUAUAAAAUGUACAGACCCAGAUGUACUAAGGUUUUCUUUUCUUUCUUGGUUUUUUUUUUCCAAAAAGUAAAAAUAAAAUAUGGUUGGGUUGUAUAUUAUAUGUUGAAGAAAAAAAGUUUUCAGAACCUUUUAGACAAAAGUUGGCACAUUUUCUACGUAAAUGCUCUUUCUUUCUACUGUUCCUAGCCAGAAUAAGAUGUAAGUCAGUAUUUCAUCUUCCCCCAAAUCUUCCCUCUUUCCACUUCUCUCUCUCUCUCUCUCUCUCUCUUUUCAUUCUCUCCAGGUUGAAAUGAAGAAAAGCAGAAUUCCUUUAUUCUAUUUUAUUUUUUUCUCCCCCUGUAAGAGAGUUGUUGAAAAUAACGCUAUUUCGUGGGUUAGUGGGUCAUAUAUGCAACAUGGGGUAAGACGAAAGCUUUACUUUGUAAGUAUGUACAUAGGAAAAGAAAAAAAGUAACAUAAUGCAUUACUACUUCUUAAACUGUGCUCUUUGCAGACUUUAAUUGUGUGAAAGACCGCAGCUGCGGUACACCUAAUGUCAUAAGACAGCUAAACCCCUUCAGCUAUGCAAUUAAUUUUGAAGUUUUUCACAAAAGCCUCUUUAACUCAAAGGCGCCUUGUCAACACACUCAACCACACAUAAAGUCAUACUUUCCCUAAACAAACCCAUACAUCAUUGAUAACUUUGGGAUGAAGAAAUAAACCACCUUCAUCUUCAACAAAUAGAAAUUGGGUCUCACCUGUUGUUUGUUUUUCCUACCUGUUUUUUAAAAAAAUCUUUUUGCUAGCUAGUGUUUUGUUGUUUCUUUUUCUUAACUUGAAAAAUGUUGUACAAUGUUAGAUUACAUCCAGCCUCUCCAUAGCUGUUCCUGGGUCACUGUGAAUCAAACUUUAAAACUCAGAAAUAGGCCAUUUCUGCUGAAAUCUACUUAGAGGAGCCAAGCGCACUCUGAAUUUAACUCCCAAUAACUUAGCCAGCAUUACUGUUUGGGCUGUCCUCUUUAGGCCUUAUAAAGUAUGAGGAGUGGGGAAGAGAAGGGGACUCACAAUCUGCCUCCCCUGCCCCACCUCCAGGUUUUCUGCCAACUUUGAAUUACAAACUAUGAAAAUUAUUAAAUUCAUGGGAAAUUGCUGUUUGACAGCAUUUCCAUUUUAUCAAAUGAAGCUAAUUAUCCUGACUUGGCCCAUUUUGGUCAUCAUUUAGAGUGUAAACCAGGGUUCUCCAAACUUGGCAACUUUAAGACUUCUGGACUUCAAUUCCCUGAAUUCCCCAGCCAGCAUGAUUGGCUGAGGAAUUCUGGGAGUUGAAGUCCACAAGUCUCAAAGUUGCCAGGUUUGGAGAACCCUGGUAUAAAUAAAGGUUUCGCCAAGUGACAAAAUGAGUGUCAUGAAACAAAACUGACACUUAUAUCGGCUAAUCUUCCCAGGGGGGGUCAGAAAAGGCAAGAUGGCAGUCAUGACAUGAUGAAUGCCGACUUUUUUUUUAUUAGUGCAAAGUCUGUAAAAAUAGGCCUGACUUUGAUCAGCUGCCAUUUGACUUUCUAACCUUUCUCCCAGGUAACCCCUGAUGUUAUGUACUUGUGCCCGAUUUUGAGGUCAUAGUAAUUAAAGCCCAAUAACGAUAUUUGUAUAACAUCCUAAACGUGGUUCGUAUUUACCUUGGCUAAUUUUUUAGUUUUGUGAUUUAAGAUGCUAUGAAAAUCUGGUACAUUUGGUGAGUUUACCUCCAGAUUUUUGCACCUAAUUCCCGAAUUAAGGUUAGGCAAAUAAGGAAGUGUUGUGUAGAGAUGAAUGAUGGAGGUUGUAGUCCAAACUUUGGUGGGCAACUGAUUGAUCUCGGGCAUUGCCUUAGUGGUUCUAGUUGCCUCCAAAACUUAGCAGACAAAGGGCACCUGAUCCUUCAAUACUUUUUUCAGAAACAUCUAUUAUUUUGACAUUGGUUGGAUCUGAUAAGAACUGAAGCCCAAAACAACUGCAGUACACCAUGUUGCCUGUGUGAGUCUAGAGCUGGGCCUUAUAACAUUAACCUCCACUUUUCUAAAUGCCAUCUGUGGUAAACCUGAUACCUCUGGUGCUACAUGGACUAGCAACUUGGAACUCUUUUAAGGAAUUUGGAUAUCUUUACCAUUUGGGAAAAAAGAAUCACUGGUUUUUGGGUUGGGUACCAAUUUUCUUAACCCCUUUCCCACAUUCAGAUUCUAGUUGAACAUCCAUUAACAUAGGCAUAAGUCUUGUUAUAUGGAUAUACUUUUGACUAGGUACAGAAGUCUGCUAUUAGCUCUUCAGAAAUGUUGGUAAGAUAAGUACAUUUAUGUUAAUGUUUUUCCACCGUCCCAUCAAUGUAGAAGUGAGCAAAAGAGGGCCAUGUUACCAUGUUGCCUGUAACUCCCUCUGGGAACCACAGGAUCCCCCUGAAUAUUCCAGAAAUGAGAAACUUUCAUGAUAUCAGUCAGUCUGGGACAGGGGUGGGGAACCUUGGCUCUUUUAUGACUCGUGGACUUCAACUCCCAGAAUUCCUGAGCCGGCCAUGCUGAGGGGAAGGGAGAGGUUUCCAAGCUGAGCCAUAGUGGCUCAGGAAUUCUGGGAGUUGAAGUCCACGAGUCAUGAAAGAGCCAAGGUUCCCUACCUCUGGUCUAGGAGAUGCCAAUGAUCUCAUUUGAAAUCUCAUGCAUUUUCAGAUGAGAAGAUUGGAGCCUUAGAAGAUUGUGUGUGGGGGUUGUUUUGUGUGUGUGUGUGUGUGUGUGUGUUUAUGUGUGUGUGUGUGUGUGUGUGUGUGUGUAUAAGAACCCUAAAAUUGCUUGAAACUGGUACUCCCAUGAGAUUCUGACCAUUUAAAAAAGAUACUCUGCUUGAUUUUAGGGGUGUGCAUGCCAUUAUAGGUAUUCCUCGGCUUGCAAGCAUUUGUUUAGUGACCAUUCAAAGUUACGGCGGCACUGAGAAAAGUGACUUAUGACCAUGUUUCACACUUAACGACCAUUGCAGCAUCCCCAUGGUCACGUGAUCAAAAUUUGGGCGCUUGGCAA
Crotalus tigris (Tiger rattlesnake) is the source of this 6909-nucleotide messenger RNA. RefSeq names its product activator of transcription and developmental regulator AUTS2 (gene AUTS2). The transcript is spliced from 19 exons. The record is from RefSeq and is a predicted model, not a curated record. Bases 395 to 3802 code for a protein of 1135 amino acids. NCBI's taxonomy places the organism in Eukaryota, Metazoa, Chordata, Lepidosauria, Squamata, Viperidae.